AUGAUAAAAGGAAAUUCAGAUUUUUCACUCGAUUAACUGAUUGAUUCAUAGUGAUUGCAAAUUUCAAAUGGAAAAAAUUGUAACCCUAAAUCAUGAUCUACCUCUGUUACACUUCCCGAAUUCUCGGAAACCCUUUUCGAUUCCAUCUCCGGUUCUUCGAUUUUCAAGCUUCAAUCUUCGUAAGAAACGUCCUUGUCUUGCAUCGUCUUCCGAAACAGAGACCAAGACUGUGACUGUUUCAGAGAGCCAUGAUGUGGUAGUUGAGAACAGUACCGUUGGAAGAAGAUUGCUUGGUUUAGCCGCCGCCGUUGCAGUAGCUGUUUCUUCGUCGAUUUUUUGUGAUUCUCCGGCACUAGCUGAGUCUCUGACGAUCGCUUUCCCUGUUUCACGUGCUCGUGAGGUUACUACAGUACAGAGAACUCUUGUGGAAGCUUGGGGUUUAAUUAGAGAAACAUUCGUUGAUCCAACUUUUAAUCAUCAGGAUUGGGAUUCUAAGUUGCAACAGACAAUGGUGGAAAUGUUUCCUCUAAGAUCAGCAGAUGCUGCUUAUGGAAAGCUCAAAGCUAUGCUCUCUACGCUUGGUGAUCCCUUUACUCGACUCAUUAGCCCAAAGGAGUACCAAAGUUUCAGAAUUGGUAGCGACGGAAAUCUCCAAGGUGUUGGCCUUUUCAUAAACUCAGAACCAAGAACAGGUCACCUGGUUGUUAUGUCUUGCAUAGAAGGUAGCCCGGCAGAUCAUGCUGGUAUACAUGAAGGCGAGGAAUUAGUCGAGAUAAAUGGUGAGAAAUUGGAUGGUGUUGAUAGUGAAGCAGCAGCACAGAAGCUGAGAGGCCGAGUUGGAACAUUUGUUACCAUAAAACUUAAAAGUGUGAAUGGAUCAGGGACAGAUUCCGGUAUCAGAGAGGUCAAGUUACCUCGAGAUUACAUUAAGUUAUCUCCAAUAUCCAGUGCUAUAAUCCCACAUACAACACCUGAUGGACGUUUAGCAAAGACGGGUUAUGUCAAACUCACAGCGUUUUCUCAGACUGCAGCAUCCGAUAUGGAAAAUGCGGUACACGAGAUGGAGAAUCAGGAUGUUCAGUCAUAUAUCCUAGACCUAAGGAACAAUCCGGGAGGUCUGGUUAAAGCUGGCCUUGAUGUUGCACAAUUAUGGCUUGACGGAGAUGAGACUCUUGUGUAUACAAUCGACCGUGAAGGGGUAACAUCGAUCAACAUGAUCAAUGGACACGCUGUGACACACGAUCCACUUGUUGUGCUUGUGAAUGAAGGAAGUGCGAGUGCAAGUGAGAUUUUGGCGGGUGCUUUACAUGAUAACGGUCGAGCUAUACUUGUCGGUAACCGGACAUUUGGUAAAGGGAAAAUUCAGAGCGUAACGGAGCUAAACGAUGGGUCAGCUUUGUUUGUGACGGUAGCUAAGUAUUUGUCUCCGUCAUUACACGAAAUUGAUCAAGUAGGGAUUGCACCCGAUGUUCAGUGUACCACGGAUAUGAUCGAUUCUUUGACCGGUGAGAUACUUAAGAAGAUGAACAGUUCGGUUCCAUUGCUUGAAGCAGACUCAUGUGUUAUGGUCGCUGAGCACGAACUUGAGACUCGACGAUCCAAUGGAACAGCUUCUUGAGGGUUUGGAGGGGUUUCAAUAUGAAUUAAUAGGACAAGUAUAUAGUGUAUAUAUUAAUCGUUCCAUGUAUAAAUCUAUUUGGCACUUGUUGUUGUUGCCUUGUAUACGUAAGUUUAGUGAACUAGAUUAGUAAAAGAGUCGUAAGGAU
Molecule: messenger RNA, 1766 nt
Organism: Arabidopsis arenosa
Lineage: Eukaryota; Viridiplantae; Streptophyta; Magnoliopsida; Brassicales; Brassicaceae
Source: the annotation of a GenBank genome assembly